This is a messenger RNA of Phytophthora nicotianae INRA-310, 3943 nucleotides long. RefSeq lists its product as hypothetical. Gene Ontology annotation, biological process: transmembrane transport. Gene Ontology annotation, molecular function: ATP binding; ATP hydrolysis activity; ABC-type transporter activity. Lineage: Eukaryota; Oomycota; Peronosporomycetes; Peronosporales; Peronosporaceae. The record is from RefSeq and is a predicted model, not a curated record. The transcript has a single exon. Bases 1 to 3828 code for a protein of 1275 amino acids. Gene Ontology annotation, cellular component: membrane.
AUGGCGACUUCGGACUAUGUCGAAGCGAACACGCCCAAGAAGGGAGAGCUCAGAGACAAUAGUGACGUUGCUGUGUUAGAACACACUCCCAGUGUGAUCUCGAAGGAUACUGCCGCACACGCCAAGUCAAAUGGAAAGCUGGUGUCUUUGAGCGACUUGCUGUCGUUUGCCGACGACAAGGACCAUUUACUCAUGGCUGCCGGUACUAUUGGUGCUUUAGCUGCUGGAAUGGCUCAACCUCUGCAGAUUGUACUGAUUGGAGAUGUGCUCAAUGGGCUAAACCCCACGGAUUCUUCGUCAAGUAUCGUGGGGAAGGUCGACGAUGCCGUGCUCAACUACGUCUACGUCGCAGUCGUCGCCAUGCUCGCUGGAUUCCUUCAAGUUGCUUGCUGGUCUACCACUGCGUCACGUCAGGUGAAACGGAUCCGCGGGGCGUACGUAAGGUCGAUUGUGACGAAAGAGAUGGGAUGGUUCGAUGUGAACGAGCCAAUGCAGCUCUCCACUCGAAUCGUUGAGGCGGCGUUGAUGAUUCAGGAAGGAAUGGGUCGCAAGAUUGGCGACGGUCUGCAUAGCUUGUCAAUGGCUCUGACUGGAAUUGCCAUUGGGCUGAUCAAAGGAUGGGAAAUGGCUCUGAUUCUGAUGACGUUGAUGCCCUUUGUUGCGUUCACAGCCUUCCUGUCGAUGAAGGUGAUGACUAAAGCCACCCAAACGGGUAUCGAAGCGUACGGACAGGCAGGUGCCAUUGCUCAAGAAUCCCUAAGUAAUGUGCGUACGGUGCACACGUUCAACGCCUGCCAACAUUUCAUCGAUAAGUACAAACGUGCAUUAGACUCGGCAACUCGAGCUGGAAUCAGCAAAGGUUUUGCUGUUGGAUGGGGAACUGGUUUGAUGUUCUUCACAAUGUUAUGUACCUACGCGGCUGGCAUGUUCUACGGAGCAUACAAAGUUGCCAAUGAUCAGCUAGACGGAGACAAGUGUACUGGGUCUGGAUGCUACGACGGUGGGCGUGUUGUUGUGGUUUUCGCUGCAGUUUUAACUGGAUCAAUGGCAAUCGGGCAAGCUGCUCCCAGUGUAGAGGCCCUCGUUGCAGCAAGAGCUGCGGCCUACGAUGUUUUCCAAACUAUUCGUCGUGCAUCUCUCAUUGAUCCACUCAGUGAUGAAGGCAAGAUUCUGGACAAAGUGUCGGGGGAGAUUGUGAUCAAGAACGUAUCGUUCGCAUACCCUUCUCGCCCAGACGCACAGGUGUGCAGCAACUACUCACUGACAAUCAGAGCUGGAGAAACGGUGGCUCUUGUCGGACCAAGUGGGAGUGGAAAAAGCACGAUCGUUUCGCUACUAGAACGCUUCUAUGAUCCAUUGAGUGGAGUCGUGUCCAUUGACGGCGUAGAUGUGCGUGACUUGAACGUGAAGUGGCUUCGCCAACAGAUUGGGCUUGUCAACCAAGAACCUAUUCUGUUUCCGACAACCAUUAAGGAGAAUAUCCGCCACGGAGCUCCGUCAGCAUCGGAUGAACAGGUCAUGCAAGCAGCGAGGAUGUCAAAUGCAUUCGACUUCAUCGAAACUCUUCCACAGGGCUUCAACACCGAAGUGGGAGAACGAGGUACACAGUUGUCUGGGGGCCAAAAGCAGCGCAUCGCCAUCGCUCGAGCCAUUGUGAAAAACCCACCGAUUCUUCUACUGGAUGAAGCUACCAGUGCCUUGGAUACCGAGAGCGAGUACAUAGUGCAGAAGUCUCUUGACCGACUACUCGCUGCCUCCAGACGAACUACAAUUGUGAUCGCACAUCGGUUGUCGACAAUCCGGAAUGCAGACCGUAUUGCUGUCCACGAAAAUGGGUCCAUUGUGGAGAUCGGAUCGCACGAUGAGUUGAUGAAAAUACCCGAUGGCCACUAUCGCAAAUUGGUUGAAUUGCAAAGUCCUUCUAUCGAAGUUGACGAUGAAUCAACAGUGUCUAACGGACCACGGACGCUCGUCCAAGACACCACGACUGGUAGCCUGACAAUUGCAGACAACAAGUUCGUGUUGACUGCUGGAGAGGAUACGACAUCUCCGUCUUCUAAUGUGCUUUCUAGAGUCCGGAAGAUGGCUUCUCCCGAGUGGAUAUUCUUGUUUGGAGGUGGCCUUGGCGCCAUUUUGAAUGCGGGUGUGUUCCCUGCAUGGGGAGUCAUGAUGGCAAAGAUUACAGUGCUCUUCUUCGACUACAGCAAGACCGAGCAUGAGAUGGUUCGUGACGCACGGUACUGGUCGUUGGGCUUCGUUGCUCUAGGCGUAGUCUUCGGUCUCUCGAAAGUAUUGCAGCACUAUUGUUUUGCAGUGGCGUCCGAAAGACUCAUCGCGCGUGUUCGCCUCGCGGCCUACAGCGCUAUGUUGCGUCAAGAUAUUGGCUGGUUUGACAAGCCUGAAAAUGCUUCUGGAGCUCUUCUCGCUCGUCUGUCCAGCGAUGCUACCACGCUUCUGGCUCUGACGUCCGAGUCAUUGAAUCGAUUGCUGGUGAACGUGACGACUUUGGUGAUUGUGUUUGCUGUCUGCUUUUAUUUUAGCUGGCAAAUGACUCUCAUCCUCUUGGCAGUGGCACCACUGCUAACGAUAUCCUCCUUCAUGGUCAACAUGUCCGUAGCUGACGGGGACUCCACUUCAAAGAAAAACAACGAUGCUGACGUAUCUGCUGGUGCUCUCCUCACAACGGCCAUCGACUCUAUUCGCACGGUUGCAUCUCUAGGCAUGGAGAAAGAGUUGAGUUCAAAGUACAUAGAGCUACUGGAGGUGUCCAAGCAAACGGACACGAGAGGUGGUCUUGUCGCUGGAGCGGCAUUCGGCUUUUCGCUGGGAAUGAUGCUUCUCGUUGCGGCACUUCUCUUCUAUGUCAGCUCGCGGUGGAUCUCGCACGGCACCAUCACGUUCGAAGACAUGUUCGCAGUGCUCAUGGUCUUCUCGCUCAGCUCCUUCUCCAUCGGAUCCGCGGCACAGGGAGCUACCGACCCGAAGAAGGCGCAGCAGUCAGCAGAGAAUAUUUUCGAGAUCAUUGAUCGCGUUCCACCAAUCGACGCUCUGUCGACCGACGGCAAAUUGUUUUCUUCUGUUAACGGUAGUCUGGAGUUCCGUGACGUGCAGUUUGCGUAUCCGUCGAGACUGGGGGCCCAGAUCUACAACGGAUACAACUUGACGAUUGCUCCUGGACAAACGGUAGCUCUCGUCGGGGCCAGUGGAUGCGGUAAGAGCACAGCAAUUGCACUGCUGGAGCGAUUCUAUGAUCCUCACACUGGAUCUGUGAGUCUGGACGGCGUGGAUCUCCGCCAUUUAAGUCUCCCUUGGCUUCGUGACCGGAUUUCACUUGUGAGUCAGGAACCCGUACUCUUCGCUGGAACAAUUGCCGAAAACAUAGCUCUCGGUAAACCCGGUGCAACCCGCGAGGAGAUCACUCAAGCCGCUCAAGAUGCCAGUUCUCUGGACUUCAUCCGCAAUCUCCCGGACGGGUUUGACACCAAUGUUGGCGAUCGCGGUGGCCACAUUUCGGGCGGCCAGAAGCAACGUAUUGCAUUGGCGCGUGCCAUCGUGCGAGAUCCAGACAUCUUGCUGCUCGACGAAGCGACAAGUGCACUGGACAACGAGAGCGAAAGAAUCGUGCAGUCUUCACUCAAUCGGUUGCUGAAGCUCAAACAGCGCACGACAAUCAUCGUGGCGCAUCGGCUUUCAACGAUUCGCAAUGCUGAUCUCAUCGCUGUGACGGAACAGGGGGCAGUUGUCGAGAUCGGUACUCACGAUGAACUGGUUCAACUUCCAGAAGGCAGAUACAAGCAACUGCUCGCUCGGCAAGCCAAUCAAUCGUAAUGACGAUGGCGACCGAGAGGCUGAGAUCAUGUCGCCAUACGUUCAUCACCAACAAUAAUACAACUGCAUUAACAAGGACGCGAUACUUGUAAAUUUCUAACGAACUCAUACAAGG